Molecule: messenger RNA, 213 nt
Organism: Cantharellus anzutake
Lineage: Eukaryota; Fungi; Basidiomycota; Agaricomycetes; Cantharellales; Hydnaceae
Exons: 2
Coding region: 1-213 (70 amino acids)
Source: RefSeq, a predicted model, not a curated record
AUGCCACCAAGGGGCCGUAAAUGUAAAAAUGAAGAUCCCCAGCCUGAGGACCAGAGGCAGGCACUGAAAUGGGUACACAACAGCACUGAAACAAAACCCGCAAUAGAUGUGAAGGAAGAAAAGCUCAAGGGAUCGCUCGUCAGUCCGAGUCAAAUAUCGCCCGAAAACCUAGUCGUAGACAAAGCUGAGGUUCCAACCCUCAGCGGCACAUAG